Molecule: messenger RNA, 1739 nt
Organism: Arabidopsis arenosa
Lineage: Eukaryota; Viridiplantae; Streptophyta; Magnoliopsida; Brassicales; Brassicaceae
Source: the annotation of a GenBank genome assembly
GCAUCUUGAUUCGUUACUGCGGCACGUGUCAUGACCAUGCACAUGAAUGAUGAAUGUAUAGUACAUGUAAUGUUCACGCAAACGCAUAAUGUACUCGCUAGCAAACGUUUGAUUGAGACUUGAGAAACUUCUAACAAUGGCGGAUCUGAAAGACGAACGAGGAAACCCGAUCUAUCUCACAGACGAACACGGGAAGCCGGCUCAGCUCAUGGACGAGUUUGGUAACGCCAUGCACCUGACAGGUGUGGCAACCACCGUUCCUCACCUUAAGGAGAGCAGCCACACCGGUCCACACCCAAUCACUGCCCCAGUCACCACCACCAAUACUCCUCACCACGCACAACCUAUCUCCGUGUCCCACGACCCCCUUCAAGACCAUGAUCUCCGCUGGUUCGGCACCAACUUGCCGGAGGAGGACUGGGAGGAUGGUGAAGGAGCAAGGAGUAAAACUACGGAUGAAACUAAAUCGAAGCUAGGCGUCAACAAGCCAUCAUCUGCAACCGUAACAGAAACAGGAUCAGGAUCAGGAUCGAUUCAAGAGCCGCACGAGAAGAUCAAGGAGAAACUUUCUGGCCACCCUCAGUCGCACUUCUUCUCUAAGUCCUUCCAUCUGAUUCCGCCACCGUCUCAGGUGUUGCGGUCUGAAAUUUCCUCUAUUCGUCUCUCUUCUUCUUAUAGAAGCAGCCGAUUCUCCUUUCUAUCUUCUUCUGCAAUCGCUGUUCCCGUCUCCCGCCGCCGGAUCUCCCUGACAAUGGCUUCGAACUCGAAACAGCCUAACGUAAGCGAAGAGUCUCCUUCGAAACUGAGCGAUACUGAGCUGGAUCGAUUCGCCGCUGUGGGAAAUGCAUUAGCUGACGCUUCCGGCGAGGUUAUCAGAAAGUAUUUCCGGAAGAAAUUCGACAUUGUUGAUAAAGAUGAUAUGAGUCCUGUUACAAUCGCUGAUCAAAUGGCUGAAGAGGCGAUGGUUUCGAUUAUAUUCCAGAAUCUUCCUUCUCAUGCUAUAUUUGGUGAGGAGAAGGGUUGGAGAUGCAAAGAGGAAUCUGCAGACUAUGUUUGGGUUUUGGACCCAAUCGAUGGAACAAAGAGCUUUAUAACAGGGAAACCCGUAUUUGGUACGCUGAUAGCUCUGCUCUACAAAGGUAAACCGAUUCUAGGACUGAUUGAUCAGCCUAUUCUAAAAGAGAGAUGGAUAGGAAUGAAUGGAAGAAGAACUAAAUUAAAUGGGGAGGAUAUCUCAACGCGAUCUUGCCCAAAAUUAUCACAAGCAUAUUUAUACACCACUAGUCCACAUCUUUUCAGUGAAGAGGCAGAAAAGGCAUAUGCUCGAGUGAGAGACAAGGUGAAAGUGCCAUUAUACGGCUGUGAUUGUUAUGCUUACGCUCUCCUGGCUUCUGGAUUUGUCGAUCUUGUCAUUGAAUCCGGUCUAAAGCCAUAUGAUUUCCUUGCUCUGGUGCCUGUAAUAGAAGGCGCUGGAGGUACCAUAACCGAUUGGACUGGUAACCCAUUUCUGUGGGAGGCUUCAUCCAGUGCAGUUGCGACAAGCUUUAAUGUAGUUGCAGCAGGAGAUUCAGACAUUCAUCAGCAGACUUUGGAGUCACUUGAGUGGCAGUGAAAAGCUUUCACUGGUAUGUUCUUGCCUACUUAUUGUUUCUUCAUACUUUCUUUCUUUACGACAGAUAAUUAUGAUCACUUCGUUCAUAUUUGCUUGUUCAGUUGUUUGAUAAAAAAACUGAUAGUUA